Messenger RNA from Pseudogymnoascus destructans, 527 nucleotides. RefSeq lists its product as uncharacterized. Lineage: Eukaryota; Fungi; Ascomycota; Leotiomycetes; Thelebolales; Thelebolaceae. Gene Ontology annotation, cellular component: spindle microtubule; mitotic spindle pole body; DASH complex. Bases 189 to 527 code for a protein of 112 amino acids. The transcript is spliced from 2 exons. The record is from RefSeq and is a predicted model, not a curated record.
CAACUACUAUAAUACGGACAACGCUUUAUGAGAUCCUCGUUCUCUGAGAAAGAUAUUGUUAUAGUAAUAGGAUUUAUUUUUGAUUUUAAAUCGAAAUAUUGGUCAAUCAAAACGUCAAAAGUACUCAAACACCAGUUAAUCACAAUUGUGCUCGCAAUACAAGCCAUCUCCUCUCCCCCCAAAACAAAAUGUCAACCUCCACCAAACCCCCCACCGGCGCAGGCGCCUCCACCAACGCGCCCGGCGAACGCACCUACUUCGAGGCCCAGCGCGCCGCUCUCCUCGGUGAAAUCGGCGUCAGCCUCGAGCACGUCCUCGCGAACAUCAAUAAACUUAAUCGCUCGCUGGAGGGUGUUAUAGCAGUCGGGAAUGAGUUUGGGUCUGUGGAGGCGCUGUGGAGUCAGUUUGAGAAUGUGAUGGGGCAUGAGCCGGUGGUGAAUGAGGGGAAGAGUGAGGAGGGGGGGAGUGAGGGGGAUUAUGAGGAAGGGGAGGGGGAGGGGAGUGAGGUUGAUGAGUCGAGGGUUUGA